AUGUCUGGACUCAGAGAGUCGGCUUUCUUGCCGACGAUCAAGUGUUCAUCAUGUGGCCUGCAGGUCGAAAUCUCCCUGAUGGGAGAACACGUGUGUCCGUCUGUCGAGCUAUCGCCGCCUCCUGAUAGCAACGACAAGUUUGUAGAGCCGCCCCCCAGAUCAGCCGAUCGAUUGCCUGGCCCGGUCGAUAUAGGCGCAGCAAAUAAAAUGUAUAUGGCCCCAGGACCGUUGACCCCGGUGAGCCAACCUGGAGGCUCGCGCAGCGCCUCACCGAUGACGCCGUACAGACCAUCUUUUGCCGACCAAGCAAGAGAUUUUUUCUCAUUUAGCGCUGCUAAAGUAGACGAGCCAGCUCAGAUACCCGAAAAACAGUCCGACGCGAAUGGCCAUCGCAGCUCUAAAAGCAUGGCCGCCUUGACGUCCACACCCGCCUCCACCAAACCUCUCGGGUUCAUGGAGCGCAUGAAUACCAUUGCUCCCGGCCCCUUUGAUGCCAGCCAGCGGCCUUCCACUUCCCACGGAGCUUUUCCAGCAAAGAAGGAGUCGCUCUCCAGGUUUGGCUUACCUGUCUCAGAGGAGCCGGGUCGACUCAGUGAGAGACCCGGAACAAGCAGUUCCAGUUUGUCAUCUGGAAGCAGCAACAACAUACCAUCAACUCCGAAGCAGCCCCAGAAGAAUGGAUACGAGGGAUUCGGCCCACCCUCGGGGCGCUCGCUGGACCCCAAUGGCAUGGCACCGCCUAUGAGGGCUGAAACUUUCCCAAGGCCGUCUCCUGGUGUAGGAGAAACCCCCCGUCGCCCAUCUUACUCGAGCCCGCGGUCCCGAUUGCCUUCCAUGGGAGCCGAGGGAGAACGACGACCCUCUUUGGCUCCUGAUACGUCGAGGCGCCCGCCGCCUCGCAAAAGUCUUAUUCCCUCGCAUUUGCCGACGGCCUCUCUCAACUUGGCCGAAGAGUUCGGCGUUAGCAACCCAUAUCAUACGUCGUCAGACUCUGCCUCCUCAGGUUACUCUACUUUUAGCAACCAGAGCCAGAACACCGCGCAGACGAGCCCCCCGAGGUCUGAGGCGCGUAACAGCAUACCGGACGCACUUAGGGUAAGGUCACAGGAAAAGCCGCGGCCUGCGGAUCUUCGACUCGACCCGGCAGCCGAGAUACCUCUUCCUGCUCGAUCCCCGGUACCGCGUUCGCCGUAUCUCAUUCCAGAGGGAGAAGAAGAAGAGCGCGAUGACCCGGCAAUCCAGCCUGGUCUCGGCCAAUCAUUCAAACCCUACAGGGCAUUUAGCCCAGCCGCGGCCUCGAAUCCUACCCGACCGCCGCCGCCAGAGGCAGAAGUUGGACCCAAAAACGAAAGCUCUCCCAAACAGCCUUCCCCCAGACAAUCUUCCCCUAAGCAGCCCUCUCCCAGGCAAUCUUCUCCCAGACAAGAAUCUCCAAAGCAACCUUCUCCCCGACAGGAAUCUCCAAAGCAGCCCUCUCCUAGGCAAUCUCCUCCGAGACAAUCCCAGCCUGCACCGCCAGUAUCCCCUCCAAGACAGUCCCCUCCAAGACAAUCCCAGCCUACACCGCGUGAAUCCCCCCGAAAGGUAUCUAGAGACCUAAAGGCAUCCAAGGAUCUCAAACUUCCAUCUCGUGGUGACUGCAAAGCCUGCGGAGAACCCAUUACCGGAAAGAGUGUUUCGUCAGCCGAUGGGCGACUGACAGGAAGAUAUCACAAGGCCUGCUUCGUGUGCGCUACGUGCUCGAACCCAUUUACCUCGGCAGAAUUCUACGUUUUGAAUGACAAGCCAUAUUGCGAGCAGCACUACCACAAGCUCAACGGCAGUCUGUGUGGAACCUGUGGGCGCGGCAUCGAGGGUCAAUUCGUCGAGGACGAAUCUCGUGUCAAGCACCACAUUGACUGUUUCUGCUGCUUGGACUGUGGCCGACCACUUUCUGACGGCUACUUUGAGGUUGACGGUAGAGCCUACUGUGAACAAGAUGCUUUGAGGAGGACCCAGCCGCCGCCACCUGCUCCAUAUCCCCAAGGACCCAGGAGAGGCGGCUACGGAGGCCCGGGCCCCCGACCAUACGGCCCUCCACCUGGACGCAUGGGUCCAGGAGGUCCGGGACCUCGACCAGGUUACGGUCCUGGACCUGGCUUGCCCAGAGGACCAGGCCCCUACGGUGGACCUCCACCCGGCCGCCUCGGACCCGGCAUGGGACCUGGCAUGAGACCUGGUAUGAUGGGACCUCCCGGUAUGAUGGGACCCGGUAUGAGGGGACCUGGCCUAGGCCCGGGUCCACUACCCAAGAUGAACAAGAGGAUGACGAGACUGGGCAUGAUGUAA
Molecule: messenger RNA, 2328 nt
Organism: Trichoderma harzianum CBS 226.95
Lineage: Eukaryota; Fungi; Ascomycota; Sordariomycetes; Hypocreales; Hypocreaceae
Exons: 3
Coding region: 1-2328 (775 amino acids)
Source: RefSeq, a predicted model, not a curated record